This is a messenger RNA of Pipistrellus nathusii (Nathusius's pipistrelle), 1371 nucleotides long. The record is from the annotation of a GenBank genome assembly. NCBI's taxonomy places the organism in Eukaryota, Metazoa, Chordata, Mammalia, Chiroptera, Vespertilionidae.
AUGGCCUAUCCAGCUUACUUGGCCAAGCUCCAGGCAAAGGCCAGCUGCCCCAUCUGCCUGGAUCACCUGAGAGACCCCGUGACCACUGAGUGUGGGCACAACUUCUGUCCCUCUUGCAUCCACCAGCGCUGGGAAGGUCUACAGGACACCUUUCCCUGUCCUGUCUGCCUCCACCACUGCCCUGACAGGAGCUUGAAGAGGAACCCCCAAAUAUGUCACAUGAUAGAGAUUGUCCAGCAGAUCCCCACCUCAGGGAGCCAGAGGAAACUGCAGGAAGAAAUACCCCUGUGUGGGAAGCACAAUGAGGCUCUGACCCUGUUCUGUGAGAAAAACAUGGAGCUUUUGUGUGCCCAGUGCAAGGUCUCCUCCGAGCACCAGGAUGGGCCCGUGAUCUCCAUUAAAGAAGCUGCCGCUAUUCACAGGAGCAUGCUCAAAGGGCACAUUGGUGUCUUCACUAAUAACCUUAAAAACGCCAAAAGUGAGUAUAAAAACCAAGUUGCAAAUACUUGGGAAGUGAAGAGAAAGAUGAAAAAAUGGAGGGAGGAAUUGGACUUGGAGUGUAAAGAACUUAAGUGUUUCUUGGAAAUAGAGCGACACAAAAUUGAUAACAAUCUACCUAUAGAAGAGAAGGAUGCUGAAGAAAAAUUAAUUGAAAAUGGGAGGCAAAUUUUAUACCAUAUGUUUAGGCUAAGCAAUCUGUUAAGUGAAAUAGAAGACAACUGUUUGCAGACAGACCUGGACUUACUCACGGAGAUUGAAAGGAUUCACAACAGCUAUGGAAACUUAGAGAUCCCAGCAGUGUUUUCAUGUGAAUUAAAGAAGGAGUUUUACAAUCUCCCCCCAAAUUAUUUGGGCCUGCAUAAAAUGAUCCGCAUGUUUCAGGUAGAUUUGACACUGAAUCCUCGAAUAGCCCAUCCAAGUCUCAAUAUCUCAAAAGAUAGAAAAAGUGUGACCUAUAGGAAAUCAGAUGGUCUUCCUAAUCACCACGCAUUUACUUCUUACCCAGCUGUCCUGAGUUCUGAUGGAUUUGAUGCUGGCAGGCAUUUUUGGGUGGUAAAAAUAAGAGGCACAGGUGAAUGUUUAUUAGGUUUCUGUAAAGAAUGUAUCCCCAGAGAUAUUCUCAUAUCAUCAUCCCCAAGCAAUGGAUGCUGGGAAUACCAGCAGAAGAAUCAAAUAUUCCGCCUUGUCUGUACAGGAGAAUAUCACAUUGGCAUUUUUCUGGACUAUGAGUUGGGAGAGGUUUCAUAUUAUAAUUUGAAUAACAGGUCAUUCUUGAAUGGAUUAAGUGAUACCUUCACAGAGAAACUCAUGCCUUAUUUCUCCAUUGCACCUUCUUCAGAAUCUCUUACAAUCAGUAUCAUCAGAGUCUAG